CCUCUUCCGGCGGGCACUCGAAACCGCCGGGCCUGAAGCGGGCGCGCUUCCUGCCUGGAGGAGGCUGCGGGUCUUAAUCCGUGGCGCCUCGCCAGCUACAGGACGACGCGGGCUCUUGAGGGGCAGAGCAGCACAUCAUGCAGGAUCCCAAUGAAGAUACAGAAUGGAAUGACAUUUUAAGAGAUUUUGGCAUUCUUCCUCCUAAAGAAGAGUCAAAAGAUGAAAUUGAAGAAAUGGUUUUAGGUUUACAGAAAGAAGCAAUGGUGAAACCAUUUGAAAAGAUGACUCUUGCACAGCUGAAGGAAGCUGAAGAUGAAUUUGAUGAAGAAGAUAUGCAAGCUAUUGAAACAUACAGAGAGAAGCGGUUACAGGAAUGGAAAGCUCUUAAGAAAAAACAAAAAUUUGGAGAAUUAAGAGAAAUUUCUGGAAAUCAGUAUGUGAAUGAAGUCACAAAUGCAGAAAAAGAUGUGUGGGUUAUAAUUCAUCUAUACAGAUCAAGCAUCCCAAUGUGUUUGUUGGUUAACCAGCAUCUUAGUCUUCUAGCAAGAAAGUUUCCAGAAACUAAAUUUGUUAAAGCCAUCGUGAAUAGCUGUAUUCAACACUACCAUGACAAUUGUUUACCAACAAUUUUUGUUUAUAAAAAUGGUCAGAUAGAAGCCAAAUUCAUUGGAAUUUUAGAAUGUGGAGGGAUAAAUCUCAAGCUGGAAGAACUUGAAUGGAAGCUAGCAGAAGUUGGAGCAAUACAGACUGAUUUGGAAGAAAACCCCCAAAAAGACAUUGUAGAUAUGAUGGUAUCUUCAAUUAGAAACACUUCUAUUCAUGAUGACAGUGAUAGCUCCAACAGUGAUAAUGAUACCAAAUAGAGAGAAAUAUUCAGUAAAUAGCUUUUAGUAUAUGUGUACUGAA
Macaca mulatta (Rhesus monkey) is the source of this 906-nucleotide messenger RNA. RefSeq names its product phosducin like 2 (gene PDCL2). Lineage: Eukaryota; Metazoa; Chordata; Mammalia; Primates; Cercopithecidae. The record is from RefSeq and is a predicted model, not a curated record. Gene Ontology annotation, biological process: protein folding. Gene Ontology annotation, cellular component: cytoplasm.